UAUCAGAAAACUCGCAUUAUUUUAGAUUUGUGAGCAAAUCUAAAAAAAAAGAUUCUAUCUCUUAGUGAAAGUGAUUGUUUUGAAUUAGCAAGUAGUCCAUAUUGUAGCCAAAAUUGCGACUCAAGGAGAAUCGGCCAGGAUGUCGGGUGAUCAGAAAACCCUCAUCAAGGGCAAUCCAUCGCAAUAUGUAAAGCUAAAUGUGGGCGGAUCGCUACAUUACACCACGAUCGGAACUUUGUGCAAGCAGGAUACUAUGCUUCGAGCCAUGUUUAGUGGCCGGAUGGAAGUGCUUACCGAUUCCGAAGGUUGGAUCUUAAUAGAUCGUUGUGGCAGCCACUUCGAAACAAUUUUGAACUUUCUGCGAGAUGGUAGUGUAGCACUUCCCGAUACAACUAAAGGCAUAGCUGAACUGCUGGCCGAAUCCAAGUAUUAUUGCAUCGAGGAACUGGUUGAAGCAUGUGAGAAAAUUCUUGCUAAAAAGGAACGAGAAUCGCGUGAAUCAGAACCGAUAUGCAGAGUUCCGUUGAUAACGUCUCAGAAAGAAGAACAGUAUCUGAUAACAACCGCUACAAAACCAGUGGUGAAACUUUUGAUAAAUCGCCACAAUAAUAAGUACAGUUACACAAAUACCUCGGACGAUAAUUUAUUGAAAAAUAUUGAGCUGUUUGAUAAGCUUUCGUUACGCUUUAGCGGCCGAGUUUUCUUUAUCAAAGAUGUUAUUGGUUCUAGUGAGAUUUGCUGCUGGUCAUUUUACGGUAAUGGGAAGAAAGUAGCUGAAGUGUGCUGUACUUCUAUAGUAUAUGCCACUGAUAAAAAACAUACGAAAGUAGAAUUUCCUGAGGCACGAAUAUUUGAGGAAACUCUCAACAUUUUGUUAUACGAGAAUAAAAAUGCUCCAGAUCAGGAAUUAAUGCAAGCAACGUCGCUACGGGGUGCAGUUGGUGGAAUUUCUUCUUAUACUAGCGACGAAGAGGAAGAACGAACCGGACUGGCUAGACUACGGUCGAAUAAGCAGAAUAAUCCUACAUGAUUUACACAUCAACUUGUGCUGAGGAAGAAGUUGUUGCCAAAGAAAUAUUGAAAACUGUCAACGAGCAGCUACGCACAAUAUCGUAAUGCAAGUUUAACAUAACAGUCAAUAACUUCUAAUCAAUAUUUUAAGAUUUAGAAAUUCAUUUUCCAAUAGUUGGCUUUUAAAGAUUAUUCUCUCUCUGUAUGAAUGUUUUAACAAUUUCAGCAAUACAUUUUCAUUAA
Sabethes cyaneus is the source of this 1254-nucleotide messenger RNA. RefSeq names its product BTB/POZ domain-containing adapter for CUL3-mediated RhoA degradation protein 3. Bases 140 to 1030 code for a protein of 296 amino acids. NCBI's taxonomy places the organism in Eukaryota, Metazoa, Arthropoda, Insecta, Diptera, Culicidae. Gene Ontology annotation, molecular function: protein binding. Gene Ontology annotation, biological process: protein homooligomerization. The record is from RefSeq and is a predicted model, not a curated record. The transcript is spliced from 2 exons.